Protopterus annectens (West African lungfish) is the source of this 12911-nucleotide messenger RNA. Its product is annotated as peripheral-type benzodiazepine receptor-associated protein 1-like. Gene Ontology annotation, molecular function: protein binding. The record is from RefSeq and is a predicted model, not a curated record. Bases 1 to 6567 code for a protein of 2188 amino acids. Lineage: Eukaryota; Metazoa; Chordata; Ceratodontiformes; Protopteridae. Gene Ontology annotation, biological process: neuromuscular synaptic transmission. The transcript is spliced from 32 exons.
AUGAUUUUAUCAGCACGGAAAAGCAGCUCUCCAGAAAUGGAAGAGAAGGUGAAGAAAUUAAAACGGAAAAAUGCUGAGUUGGCUGUAAUUGCUAAACGUCUUGAGGAAAAAGCAAGGAAACUUCAGGAGGCAAAUCUCAAAAUGGUGAAUACUCCUAUGCUGCUUAGGGGCGCCACUGUGGAACAGUACAAGAAAGCAUUUGCCAGACAGCGUGCUAGAGACCUCAUGGAGCAUGCAGAAGUGAUGCUUGCAAAAGAUAAAGAGAUUAGUGCUCUGAAGGAAGAGUGCAGGGAACUACAGGCCAAGAUUGGAAGUGAAAAGAACCAUGUAGACUGGCAAAGUUGGAGUAACUUUGAACGGCUGCUAAGAGAAUCGCAAAAAGAAGUGCUGCGCUUACAGAGGCAAUUAGCAGUGGCAGCUUUGAAAAUGUCUUCAAAUGGUAACAGCCAGGAAAAGGAGUGUGAGCUGGCUAAAAAAAGAAAAGAGUGUGACAGCCUCAGCGAGGAAGUUCGAAAGAAACAGAAACGAUGUCAGGAGCUGGAGAUCAAGCUUGAGGAUUUGCAAAGAGAAAAUUACCAACUUUCAACCGAGAAUGCAAAUAUCAACCAACAAGUAGUGCGUGCAAACCAGCUUGAUCUGGAAAAUGAAAACUUGAGGGUGCAGCUCAGUGGAGUGGUAGAAGAACGAGAUUUGGGCCUGCGGGAAAAUCUGCAACUCCACGCCAAACUGGAGAGCCUAGAAGAGGUCCUUAAGCAUAUGCGAGAGGUAGGAGACCGGCGGCAGCAGCUUGAGCUGGAACAUCAGGAAGCCCUGACUGUACUCCAUUCCAAGCAAGAUGAGAUCAAAAGACUUCAACAGGCACAGGUGGAAGCCAAGAAAGAACAUGAGAGUGUCGUGCAGCUUUUGGAGGCGCUGGUUCAACUAGUACUACGAAGAGAGCUGGGAAGGGUUCGAGAGCUUGAAGAAAAGUGCCGCAGCCAGAGUGAACAGUUUUGCCUUCUGUCACAGGAGUUGGAACGUUUUCGGGUGCAGGCAGGAAGGAUUGACUUUCUAAGUUCAUCUUUGGCUUCUGGGGCUUCUGGGUCAAUGGCAGUAUUAAAUUCCUCUCAUGUUGAUCUUCAGAACAAAAAAGAACCAUCAGAGAAAGAGGUAACAGAGGUUAAUUCCUGUUCAGAUCCUCCUGCAGAAGAAAACGUUGGUGAUGUCUCAUCUGUCCAAAUGAACUCAGAAAAUCUUCUGAUCCAUCAAAUAUCAGCCAGUGAAGAAGAGGCAAAGCAAAAUUCAGCCUUAGCAGAGGAAAAUCAGACAUCAGCGAUUCAACAGAAUGAAACAAAACAGAAUGACAUGAAAGUUAAAUCACCACAGAGUACUUCAAAAUCCUGCUCUACUCCAGAGGUGGAUACUGCAAGUGAAGUGGAAGAGCUUGAAAUUGAUACUGUGUCAUCAGUCCCAGAGUCAGAGUUUCGUGCACCUGCCAAACUGCAAGUCUUCAUUGCACGAUACAGCUAUGAUCCUUUUGAUGGCCCUAAUGAAAAUCCAGAGGCUGAACUUCCCCUCACUGCAGGAGAAUACAUCUAUGUAUAUGGAGACAUGGAUGAAGAUGGCUUUUAUGAAGGUGAAUUGAUGGAUGGUAGGAGAGGUCUUGUUCCAUCUAAUUUUAUCGAGCGCGUUUCUGAUGAUGAUCUCAUGACUUUCCAUCCACCUGAAGUUAAUGACCUGUCUCACAGUUCAUUCCAUGAAGUCAGCUUCCAUAGCAGUGAGCGCAGUCUCCAACUGAGUAAUAGCAGUAGAGAAAAGAGUGAUACAUCUCUGCUAAGUGAGGAAGAAGAUCCUAUGCAUGUUAGAUCUGAGACUUUACUGACAAAUGGCACUGAGGUGGAUGGGGAAGAGUCUGGAAAUGAUGUUGUGCCUUACCCCAGGAGUCUGACAGUUAUUAAACAACUUGCCAAGAGCAUAAUAGUGAGUUGGGAACCACCAGUUGUACUGGCUAGUUGGGGAAGUGUUUGGAGUUACAACAUAUACGUGGACAAAGAAAUGCGAAUGAAUGUAAAGUUUGGGACUCAGACUAAAGCUGUAAUUGAAAGACUAGAAUUAAGUCUGAAAACUUACCGAAUUUCAGUGCAAAGUGUAACUGAGAAAGGGAACUCUGAUGAGUUAAGCUGCAGUAUUCUUGUUGGGCGGGAUGUAUCCAUAGCACCAUCUCAGCUUAAAAUUAAGAACGUGACAGCAACAUCAGCAGACGUUACUUGGUUGCCAAGCAAUAGCAAUUACACUCAUGUUAUCUUCCUCAAUGAUGAGGAAUAUGAUACAGUAAGGACAGGAAAGUACACUUACUCCUUACGAAAUCUGAGGCCUAACACAAGGUAUAGAUUAAAAGUGCAGGCACGACCUCAUCGUGUACCUUGGGAAUUGCCUCCUGACAAGAGGGAACGUAAAGUAACAUUGGUGCAUUUUACCACCUUAACAGCAGGUCCACCUGAUGCACCUCUUGAUUUGCAGCUAGAGAUGGGCCCUUCACCAGGAAUUGUACUGAUUAGCUGGUUACCAGUGACCAUUGAUGCUGCUGGAACUUCAAAUGGAGUGAGAGUCACUGGUUAUGCUAUCUUUGCUGAUGGGCAUAAGGUACUGGAAAUUUCAUCUCCAACUGCUGGAAGUGUUGCUGUGGGACCAUCUCAAAUCCACUUGUUGCAUAUGUCGAAGGAACUCACUGUGAGGACAAUGUCUGCCUAUGGAGAAUCUGUAGAUUCUGAACCUUUGCAGAUUCCCCCAGCACUUAACAUUAUGCCUUGCCCAGCAGUGACUCAUUCGUUCAGUAGUGCCAGUACUUAUUCUCCUCUCCUUAAUAGUCACUUGGUUCCAUGUCAGAAAGUAACAAACUCAGUAUCUGUCAGAACUUCUGUGGCUCGCCAGACAUUAUCACCUUCUUCUCAAUUUACAGUGCCAAAUGUAAAUACUUGCCUUGAUGCCAACCUUACUGCUGUUGCCAACGUCAGUCAUAACAGUCCACUAGAUCUGUCUUUUGCUGCAUUAUCCUGUAGCCCUCAGUCACCAGUCUUCACUUCUAAGAGUCCUUUGUUAAACACUUCUGAAGAGGAGCUAUGCAGAAUCUCUCAGAAUUCACAGGCACAGUCAGAUUUCACUAGAGCUGGAACCUACUUUGGCAGAGAUGAUAACGUUCCACUUCUACUAGGCAAUGCUAUUGUUUCAAGGACCACUUUACAUUGUGGAUUUACAGCUGGAUUAUCUGAAGAUGCACUCAAACAGAAGGACAAGUUGUUUUCAUUGACUGGCAAAGAACAUUUAGAUAGCGGAUCAUUUGGUUCUGGCAAAGAUUUACAUCCUUCUGCUGUGGUACAUCCAUCCGCUUGUGAUGCUCAUAUUUCUGAUGAUGCGACUUCCCAAGACACAGGGACGUCAAAUUCUUGUGUUAGUCAGAACCUCAUGAUUACAGAAAGAACUGGUAAAGAUGCUGGUAUUGUGACUGAGUGUCCUACUCAGUCAGUGGAGUUGUCUACCAUAAAUUCAGAUACAGAGAUGCAGCAAGAGUGGAAGGAGGAAGAGGAGGAAGAAGAUAGCUCGUUGGAGAAUAUUCGCAUGGUUUCCUUUGAUGACUUUUUGUCAGAUUUGAAGCAAGGGUCAGCGAUACAAAAUUACACCAAACUGCACAUUCCAGCACCUGGAGAAAGUAGAAAGGUAGAGUGUUAUGAAAAUCCAAAUACAACUAGAAUGAAUGAAGUUUCCUUUCUAGAGAAUGGACUAUUUGCAGUUAUUGACAUGGCUGAUCUUUACACUGUAAUUCCACACAGAUUAGGUUUAGAAUGGUUUGAAAAUGUCAUUUUUGAAUUGGAAUUUUUAACACACAUCGAUUAUCGUAAUAUAGUAGAACUUAUGGAAUUAGUCCUUAAACACAAGAAUGUUCCUAAAUUCUUUUCUACCCUUUCUGCCAAUAUCGGGCGUCAUUCUGAAGAGUCCAAAAGACUUCCCAAAGGAGAUGGCAAGGAAGAAUGUGUUACAGCCCUCCGGUCGCGAGGGUUAUGGGAUGAUGUACUAGAGGAUAUGCUGAACCAGACUAAACCAGAGAAUUGCAUAGACAUUUCUUGGGGAGAGAUAAUGGAGGAAAUCGAAGAGGAAGAGUUGGAGCAUGAGACGUCAGAGACUGAUAGCGAUGAAGAAGUCUUGGAGAAGAUUUUGGAACUCCCACUACACAAGCAGUGCAGCAAGAAACUCUUCAGUAUUCCUGAAGUGACAGAGGAGGAGGAAGAUGAUGAUGAAGAAGACCAAGAAAAUCAAAAACCAGAAGAGGUAACGUGCAAGAGCUCCAGAGAGAACUCUGUUAAAUAUUACUCAGAAGAUAAAGAAAGUACCAAAACAGGUAGUGAUGAAGGCAGUCAGGGUUCUGUAGCAGCUGGCAAUAAUUCUGAUCACAGGAGUUGGUCAUAUGAUAUAAGAGGAGAUGACAAAAGCAAAAAAAGUGACUCAGAAACUAAGGGCAAGCUAUACGGACCAAGCAGGAAAAGUCAGCAGAAAGUAGUGUUGGUUUCUAGCCACACACAAGAUAGUGCCAGUCUACCUCUGUCUACUGCCUCUGAACAAAGCAAAAUUCAUCUGACCAACUGCAUGCCAAAACCUUCUGACUCUAGGGCAGUGAAAAGUCAGAAAGGAGUUUGUGUAAGGGCAACUUCCAUAUCUAGCAAGGCUAGUAGGAAUCAGAGCUGGAACACUUCAAGUCCUAAUGCUAGUAGAAAUUCUGUGAAAGAGACAGUGGCAUUGAAGAGUUCAACAGCUGUGUCUAAUGAAGGGUUCAGUGAAACAAAUGAGAAAUCUAAAAACCGCUGCAGGCAGAGAAUGGAGGUUUCCCCAUCUUCCCAGAAAAAACAAGUGUCUUCACUUGGGAGUCAUAAAGUGGAGACUCCCUACCUGAAUAUCUACAGUGCUAGGAAGCCAAUGAACUCUGAUAUGGAGAUUAGUAUUGAAUAUGAUACAGAAGAGGAAUGGGAUGAAGGUUUAACUGUAACACCAGUGAAGACAUGUAAGUGGGAUAAAGUACCUCAGACAGACUCUGAAGAUGUGAGUGAGUCUUCUACUCACUCAGGAGCUCAUAAACAAGAACUCAAGAAAAAGGAAACUGUGGAAGAUAAUGUGCUUGAAGCAAAUUUUCUGUACUCCCAAAAAGAAAGCACAAAAUCACCAGGAAGAUCUCUUAAUAGCCAUAGUCCAGAAUGCCACAAUCCAGGCAAUAGAUUAAAGCCAUCUUGUACAAAGAAGGAAGUCUCGAAGGAUGGACAACAAUCAAAGGCAGGACCUAAUGAGGACUUGAUACAUUCCGAGUCUCCAACCAGGCAAGAGAUUACUGGAAAUAAAACCAACACUCCUAAAACAUGCCAUAAGGAAAUGAUGGGAACUAAAGGCUUGCAGAAUCAAUUUGUUGAAGCGGAGGAAGGAUCUGAAAUGAAGACUAUAUGUGACAGUAAUGCAGUGAGAAUAUUUGUGGCACUUUUUGAUUAUGAUCCAGUUACCAUGUCACCUAACCCUGAUGCAGCAGAAGAGGAAUUGCCAUUUAAAGAGGGUGAAAUCAUUAAGAUCCAUGGUGAGAAAGAUGCUGAUGGAUUCUACCGUGGCGAGUCCAGAGGUCAGAUUGGCUAUGUCCCAUGUAACAUGGUGUCGGAAAUUCAGGUGGACGAUGAAGAAAUGCGUGAGCAGUUACUAGAGCAUGGUUGCAUCCCUGCUGACACACCCAUAGACAAAAUAGGCAGCAGCACGCAUUCUCAGCCACCACGCCGCCCCAUCCCACCUCAGAAACCCAAGCGGUCCAAGAAAGAGUGGAGUUUGCCUACCCGACAACCUCAGACACCGACACGUAGGACAAUGGUUGCCAUUUUUGAUUAUGACCCACGAGAGAGCUCUCCAAAUAUGGAUAUUGAGGCUGAGUUAACGUUUAGUGCUGGAGAUGUUAUUGUUGUGCUUGGUGAGAUGGAUGACGACGGAUUUUACUAUGGUGAACUGAAUGGGCAGAGAGGUUUAGUGCCAUCUAAUUUUCUGGAACCAGCCCCUGCAAGCACAGGAAAUGCAGUAGGGUUAAUAAGGAGCCCACACAGAGCUGGCAAGGAGCAGGGCGAACUGAAUGGGCAGAGAGGUUUAGUACUAUCUACUUUCCUGGAAUCAGUCCCUACGAGCACAGUAAAUACAAGAGAGAUAAUGAGAAGCCCACACAGUGCUGGCAAGGAGCAGGGGGAAAUGAAUGAGCAGAGAGCCUUUGUACCAUCUAACUUUCUAGAACAAGCCCCUUCCAGCACAGAAAGUACAGCAGGGUUAAUGAGGAGCCCACACCAAACUGUAAAGGAAGAGGUGACUCUGGAAGUUUCUGAAAAACACCACGAAUCAGCCCUGAGCUCAUUCGAUGAAACCUUACUUCCAGUCUCUGCAACAGAUCUGACCCCUUUAGGGCUAGGUACUUCUCCGCUGAGUCCAGGAUGUACUGAGAAUCCUGGUCAGGGGAAGAAAAGAAAAAGCUUCUUCUCCAAAGGAAAGAAACUCUUCAAGAAACUAGGCUCCAGCAAGAAAGAAUAGUCAGUAACAAGGGAGAGGACCUCUCUAAAAUGUCAGUAUGCACGAAAGUUUGUGGUAAUCAGCACAUACAUGUUUAACCUAAAACAUGGUUACCAGCGAUAAGGGACAGAUGGCUUACAGUUCUGUUACCACUGCAGUGUUCUGGAUGAAAACCAGAGUACAGGAUUCUAAGUAGGGAGGCAGAUUAAGAUGCAGCAAAAGUUAAAUUAAGAACAGUAUUCACACUGCUUCAAUCCUUCAUACAGAGUUGAAGGAGAAAGCUGUUACAGGAGGCUGUUCUACUGCUACCUAGGCCACACCAUCAUAUGGAUAUACAGAACUUUGCCUUCAGUGAUUGUGUAAUGUAGCACCUGUUACCCUUCCUUUCUUUGAGACAUAUCCUGCCAGUAUAAUUUGUUUCUAGCCAAGGACCAGAUAGCUUUGUUUUUGUUAACUAGUGUGUGUUUCGUGAUCUGGGCAAUAGGAUUAUAUUCUUAAACAACAGUAAAUGGCUAGCCCAUUUCAGUGGACAUUUCCAUCACUGCCAGUUUGAGCUUUUUUCUUCUUCCUUUUUUUUCUAAGAUGACUAUAAGACUGUUGAUGCAGGUAAACAAGGUUGAAAUAAUUAUGUAAUUAAUUAUGAAACUGGUACUGUGAAUCUGUGUUUCUGGCAUAUUCCAGUAACUCUGCAUUUUGUCCUUUUCCAGCAUUUCCAGAUGCUCAUUAGAUCACUUGUUGCAGUAGUUUAAGUUAUAUGGGACAUAUGCUGCCAAGAAUCAGACAUCUGGCCAGCUUCCAAAGCUUAAGGGCAUCUUCCACACACACAUACUACCAGCAGAGCUCGAGACUAACUUUGUAUAAGAUAGACAUAUAAGCACCAAAAUUUUGUUGCCAAAGGAGCUAGCAAGCGUCUCCUAUAGCUCUGAGUUUGUAGGUUGUCACUCAUCUAGUUAUUACAAAGUGGGCAGGUAAGUACCCCAUUGUGGACUGCCUUACACUUUUUCUGUCAGAAUCUGUGUCUAGGAGAAAGGGAAACUGUUUGUGUGGAUGACAAAUACUAAUAUAAAGAUCACCUUAUGUCUACUGUGUUUAGGAGAAGACCACGUUGAUCAGGCAAACAAAUCUGUUCAUCUUUCAACCCCCCCCCAAGACCCUUAAAAGUAGGCAUAGUUCCCUCAUUUCAUUUAGAGAACAUAAAAGUAAAAGCUCUUACUAGCAGUAUUCAUGGAGGAGGAUUACAGCUCCUCAGAAAUUCCUUCUCCAGUCCCAAAGAAAAGUUUGGUCUCUUCUCCAGCUUCUGUGUUGCCAAAGUGGAGUCAUCACUCAAAGGCUUAGCCCAUCUGAAAGUCUUCAGAUCAUCUUUUGUUUCCUCUUGACCCCUCUAGGGUUGCCUGUCAUGAGGCUGCUAAAGACUAAGGUUAGCAUGUCCUCCAAGGCCACUUAAGCAUCAGCAGGGGAGAACCACUUCCUAAGGAAUCAGAAGAGAAAACAGACAUUAUUGCCUGUCAGGACCAUACUAAGGAGUUAGAUUCCUGGGGAUGACCAGAUGUCUAAGAUCUUUUUCAGUGACACUUCCAUGGAAAGGAGCACAAAAUAAAACACAUAUCUGCUCCAGUGUUCAUUACAGUGAAAGAAACUAAUGAUUGACUAGGAUUUGGUGAAAUGUCAGUCUUUACAGUCUGGAAUUUGAAAAAGGAAAAGAUCUCCUUUCCCAUAAGAUUCCAAAUCUGAAUUGGAUGUAUAGGAAAUAGCAUUGGACUAUGCCUCUCCAUUGUCUACUCUGAAAAAUUGGGAAUCUGAACCAGAAGAAAACAUUUCCACUGAGACUCCUGCUGAGUUGAUCUUUUCAGAGACUAUUAGCAAGAUGAAAGACCUUUUUAAUUGGGAACAAAAAGAAAUCAGAAACUAGUCAGAUUAUGAUUCAUUGCAGAUGGAUGCCCCCUCAGCCUACAGCUAUUUCUACUGUUCUGCCAGCUUUGCAGGAUGCCUUCCUUCUAGCUGGUGCUUUGUCUGGCAGUAUCUUCCAGCACCAGUGAAGUCAGACAAAUUAUAUAAAGUGCCUCAAAUUCAUAAAUUUCUGUUUAGAAAUCCCACAGCAGAUACUUCUUUGGUCUCUUGAUUAAAACCCCUUAUGGCAGUCUGGCCUUUUUCAUUUGAUAGGAAUGGCAGAGAUUUUGAUCAGUUUGGAAACAAGGUAUAUUCUGUUUCCACUAUAGCUUUUAGAGCAGUGAACUCUCAAGCGCAUGUCUAAAUUUUUGUUGGCUUCAUUUGGCAAAUUGAGAUCUUACUCAUCAAGACUUUUUUAUAUUCCCUUCUUUCAUUUGUCACAGGUAAUCAAACAGUUGCUUAAUGUUCUUAUAGUAUGGCUGAUGCAGUGUCUAUGGCAGCUACCAGUUAUUCAGUAAUGAGAAAGUUUGCUUGGCUACAUCACAAAGCUUGCCAAAAGAGGCAAAGGCUAUUUGGGUGUUACUCUGUAGCAGCAGACACAAGGAGAAUGCUCAUUCAGGACACAUCUCAAAUAUUUUGGUCCUUCAUUCCUAAACACCAAUGAACUUUCCAACUAUUUCAGGUUCCAUCUGCAGGAAGGAAUACAAGCAGUCAUUUAGAAAACAGUGGCAAGGAGGUGUAAAGCAUAAAUUAGGUCCUCCCAAGACAAAAGGCAUCUUCCAUCAACUCAUGCCAGCAACCUUGGCAAUGCUAUAUAGCCUUCUCAAAUUCUGAACUUUCACUUCCCUCUUUGGCACCAGAUCACAGCACACACAUCUGACAAUAAUUUCAGAAAGGUUACAGCUGAUAGUGGGACUUCCCCUUCAUGGGAUUCCUUCUCAACCAACAAUACUGUUUUUUCCUAUUCUGGACCAUAUUUUGUCUUUGGGAUCCAUAGAGCCUGUUCCUUCAGAUCAGUUAGGAAAAGACUUUUAUUCAAAGUUUUUUUUCCUGGUGUCAAACAAUGAAGGAACUUGGAGACCCACUUUGGAUCUUUAAUUUCUAAAUCAUUACAAAAACAAAUGUACAGAUUUACGUAUCACUCAUUGCUUUUCAUCGUUUCUUAGUAACUCUGGAUCUGGAAAUGCAUAUCAUUGCAUUCCUAUUUUCAAAUAUUUCAUUUUUUCUGUCUGUUUUUUACUUUCAGUUUUCUUUGCCUUUUGGGUUAUGUAAGGCUCCAAGAAUAUUUACAAAGUGUCUACCCUCUAGUAGCCCAUUGUAGAUUACAGGGAGUACAUAUUUUUAUCACAUUUUAGACAGUCUUAUCUCCACAGAGUCUUCUUCAACCUGUCUAGAAUCUUUUUUCAUAUUAAACAUAAAAAAUAUUCCUCAACAUAGGAUUUCAGACAAACCUAGAAAAGUCUUCUCCCAUUCUAUCCAAAAGGAUAGUUUUCCUUGGGUGUUUCAAACACCUCUGUUAUGGUGGCAUUUCUUGAAGAAAAAGUGGACUGUUAAAAACAAUUUUUAAUAUGUUCCAGUCAGACUCUCAACAGACAGAAUUUUUUUAUGGGUUCUAGGUUUCAUGGCUUCUACUAUUCUCAUGAUCCUAAUAGCCAGACUGCACAUGAGAAAAAUUCACUGGUUUCUGAAAUCCUUGUGGACGCAGCACCAGCAUCCCCAAACCUUUCAGAUUCCAGUUAUAAGUUUUGUCAAGAGGGAGAUCCACUGGUGAUUGAACCAGUUAUCCCUAAACCCAUGUCUUUCCCAAACUUCUCCAGCUCUUGCCUAGUCUGCGGCCAUAGACACAUUGGAUUUUCCUUGGGAGAUAGUAUCCAAAUGGUCCAGGGUCUAUCAAAACCAAGAGGGCAAGAUGAAACAUAUAAACUUCAAAUAAAUGAUGGCACUGAUCAAUGCACUUACAUUUUUUUUUAAAUAUAUUCCGUAUUCCAGGCCAGGCCCUCUUCUAGUAAUUACAGACAAUACUAUGGGCAUGUGCUUCAUAAACAAAGGUGAAUCAAACCUUACCCCCUUUGCAGACCAACAGUGGUGGUCUGGGAACUGGCAGGUUGCUUAAAUCUUUCAUUUCAGGCUAAUUACAAACCAUUAGAGUAGCAUGUUGUAGCAGACAAGCUGAGCAUGACCAAGACCUCCCCCCCCCACAAAUGGAAGUUACUGCCUAACAAGAAUUUGAUCCUUUUGUGGGAAACUCCUCAAGUAGAUAUGUUUGCCUGCAUUCACAAAGUUUUUCUGCUCCACAACUCCUUGCACAGGGGCUUUGAAUACAGAUGUCUUUUCAUUUCCAUGACAAGGAAUGUUCUUUUUUGCUUGUCCACUUUUUCCCCUAAUAACCAGGGUUCUUCUAAAAGUUUGGAGAGACACUCAAAGGAUAAGACCAGUAACUCCCUUUUGGCCCAUGAAGCAGUGGUUCUCCCUUCACUUAAAAAUGGCUAGGGGAAGUUACCACAAACUUUCUCACAGGACAAACUUGCACAAGCUUGGGGGUGUCUUUGAUCCACCCCAACCUUCAACGUGCUGCCGGGAUGAUAGAAUGUGAAUACCAUUUAGGCACCUUUCCUUUAAAGACGUGCAGCAGAUAGCAGGAAAAGAAACUUACUCCUAGAAAAGCAUGCAUGGCUAAAUGGAAAAGAUUUUCUAUUUGGUGCCAAAGCAAGAACCAAAAUCCUUUUAAGGCUCACAUUCCUUUGGUUCAUCAUCUGAGUUAUUGUCCUCUGGCCCAUCUUAUUCUUCCUUCAAGAUGUACCUUUUGACCAUUUCUGCAUGUCUGCCUAUGGCUACUCACUUUUUUCCCCAUCACAAGUGAAACAGUUUCGGAAAGGGGUACCACAUAUAUGUUUACCCAGAAAACAGGUGGCUCCUUUAUGGGGUCUUAAUUUUGUUUUGGAGAAACUUACAAUCUGAUAUUGUCAAUAUUUUGAUUUCCUCCUCACAGAUGGGUUACAGAUCCAAUCAUCGGAUCCAACUCUGCCGUUACUAAGCUCGUGGCAACCAAAGAUACUCUUGGAAGACCUCCCCCCUUACCCACAGUGCAUCUCUCCAUGUUCCCUCAGAUCUCGUUCGUCACUCUGCAAAAGACGUGGUCCUUCCUUAGAGCUUUUGGAUCAUCAGGUCAUAUUGUUUUAAAUUACUGCCUUUUCUUAUUCCCUCUCAACUUUCCGUGUCUUACUGUUGACCUGUUUCUCCCCUUGUUCAAAUAAUUUUCAUACUUUCUUGGUAACUGCCUUUUAUUAGGUUACUUGUUCUUCCCUCUCUCAUUCUCUGCCCUAUAACUGUCCUUUUUAGUAUGUUUUUUCCCUUAUCCCUUACCUGUGGAGGUAGCCUUGACUACUAUCGUUAGUAGUUUUAUCCUCCUCCUUUUUUUCUAUCAAAAAAAAAAAAACUUUCAGCUUAUUCUUCCUUUCAGUUCCUACCUUCUUGUCAUGUCAGACAAACACGACAAAGGCUGCUGACUUUAAAAUAUGCUCUAAAUGCAGACAAAAUCCCGCUUAGUGAUUCACAUGACUUAUGCAUGUAUUGCUUAGGGCAGUGAUGGUGACCCUAUGACAUGUGUGUCAAAGGUGACACAUCAAAAUGUUUUGAGUGAGACACCAGCAUUCACCAAAACACAAGUUACCAAAGAAACGGAAUGAACAAAAAUAUAAGAAAUAUGUGACUCUGUACCACCCAGAGCUUAAAAUGGAUUCUUACUAGCAUUAUCAGCACAUCAUUUGUCAUCACAGCAGCCGUACAAGUUCAGCUGACUUCUAACUGCUGCACAGGAAGCUCAUUUUCAAGGCACAGGUGUGAUAUCUGCAGCUGCAGUCUCCAAAUGAGCACAUUUGUUUGAAUUCAGCUUUUGCAUUCUUUGCUCAUGUGAAGUGCGUUGAAUUAUUUUGUGCCAGGAGCCAGGUCAGCAACACUGCUGCAGAGGUAAGGAAGUUAUUAACCUCAAAGACUAUUUUGGUAUACUGUCUCCAGAGUCUGCAGAAGGCAGUGCUGACAUUUUCUCUUUGUGGUUACAAAGGGCAAGUAGUCUGCAUUUCUAUGUGUGUGGUGUUUUACAUUCCUCCCAAUUGUCCCGCUUAAUUCCUCAUAAAACUGGCUACUUUUUACACUUAAUAAUGAUAAUAAUUAGGCUUAUUUUACUUCAGAAAAUGAUUAUUAAUUCACUUUCCUUUUAUUCUGUUUACGUUUGGAGGGGGGGGGGGCGACAUGCAAGCAGUGUCAAGUUAGAGUAUUUUCUGAAUUUUUGGCAUGCUGAACCCAAAAGGUUCGCUAUCACUGGCUUAAGGCCUCUACAUUUACAGGAGAACUGCUCUAUUUGUCAUUCUUUCAACCACCAUGCUUUGGUUGAAAGAAGGAAUAAACUGAUCUUAAAAAGGAUGCUUCCCUCUGCCUUUGAAGAGGCCAUUUCUGUUUCCCCAGUAAAAUCGGUUUCUAAG